AUGAGGUCCUCCAUCAUCACUGCCCUCGUCGGCGGCAUCAUCGCACAACGUGCUGCCGCCACCCCUGCGGACGAACUCUUCGCACGUCAAGCCGGCUGCAACCGUGACAACUGCUUCCGCGCGCUUCUCGGUUCCAAGCCCGGCCCAGCUUCGGCAUCGGCAGACUGUUCAUCAUGGAUGCAGGUGACUGAGACUCCUUGCACUUCCACCGCAACCCAGACGGCCACCGUCGUAUCGUACACCACCACCUUGGCCAAUGCGUAUCCCGGGCUCAAGAAGAUGAAGCGCGAGGAGAUCGAGGCUCGCCAGGCCUCGACCACCACCGCUGCUGCCCCGGUCUGCACACCCGCGCAGAACCGCCCAAGCAGCAUGCCGGCCUACGCUGAAACGGGUUGCAAGAGCACCAUCGGAACACUCGUUCCCACGGCGCGCUACUCGUCUGCCUGCUCCUGUGACGGCAUCACCGCCACAACCACCACGCUGGCUACCCCGGUCACUACUAUCACUGUCACGACCACCGUCGAGGCUGCCUUCACGCCCACGGCCACACCCACGGCAUUCGUCCUGCAAGGUUCCGGUGACCGGAGCCUGUAUGUGACAGUCGAUGGCCAAGGCGCGCUCCGCCUUGUCCGCGACGCGUCCGUUGCCACACCAUUCUACGUCGACAAGGCCGGACAAAUGCGCAACUUGAACAGCCCGGACAAGGUCCUCGUGGACUACUACCAGCCCGACCCUGCCACGGCCAAUGACAAGGUUUACAGCGACUUGCAGGGCACCGGAAACUACCCCAUCACUUGCUCGUACACCGGUCGCUCUGACGGUGCGUACUAUGGCAACUGCCAAUCGAGCGGCUCUCCUACUGGAAACCCUGUUGUCUAUGGCUUCGGAUACUGCCCGAACCAGGGCGGAUACGUCUACAUGAUCCCCAACAACUCGAACGUUCGCUGUGCUGGAGGUUAUGCUUUCCUGGGCUUCUGGCUGCAGGCAUACACCAAGGCCUGA
Colletotrichum paranaense is the source of this 1002-nucleotide messenger RNA. RefSeq lists its product as uncharacterized. The transcript has a single exon. The coding region runs from base 1 to 1002 and encodes 333 amino acids. The record is from RefSeq and is a predicted model, not a curated record. Lineage: Eukaryota; Fungi; Ascomycota; Sordariomycetes; Glomerellales; Glomerellaceae.